Messenger RNA from Aegilops tauschii subsp. strangulata, 911 nucleotides. Its product is annotated as E3 ubiquitin-protein ligase SINA-like 11. Gene Ontology annotation, molecular function: ubiquitin protein ligase activity; zinc ion binding. Lineage: Eukaryota; Viridiplantae; Streptophyta; Magnoliopsida; Poales; Poaceae. The record is from RefSeq and is a predicted model, not a curated record. Gene Ontology annotation, cellular component: cytoplasm.
CCAGAUUGGAUAGGCUCUUUUGCGUUGUAGUUUGCUUUGCAGUGUUGUGUGGUGUUUGCGCUACUCUCAUUGUUCGCAGCGAGUGUAGUUUCUUGUAACUAAAAUUCUGCCUUCUAUAAAGCUAUGGUACGCCUAGGCGUACUCUCGAAAAAAAAAGCAAUUCCUGUGUUGUUCAUUAUUAUGGUUGUAGUUUAGCUAAAUCAUUAGCAUAUGUACUGAUUUGUUGUUUCUGCUCCUCAGUGCACUGUGGGGCAUACCAUAUGUUCGUCUUGCCAUGACAAGCUCCCAGAGAAGUGUGCCACUUCUGCUCCCUUCCCACUGUCUACAGUCGCUACCACAUGGUAGAAGAGAUGUGGUUGAAUCCAUCAAAGUUGCUUGCUCCAAUGGCAAUCAUGGAUGCACUGCAAGGAUAACCUACUACCGGAAGGAAGAACACGAGAAAGGUUGCCCACAUGCACCAUGUUUCUGCCCUGAAACCGGCUGCAGCUUCAGCGGAUCAACUGCAAGGCUCCUGGAGCAUUUUUUCGGCAAGCACAAGUGGCACUCACCAAAAGUUACAUACAACAAGGCAUUCCAGACCCGCUUUCAUCUGGGAUCAACUGUUCUGGUAGGCGAGGAUGGCCACCUCUUCCUGGUUAACAUGACAAUGGAGCCCCUCGGCGGUGUCAUCUCAGUUUGCUGCGUCCAGCCUCACUUUACUGGAUCCAAAUUCAAGUGCAGGCUGGCAUUCUCGUGCGUUGAACCAAGCUACUCUCGGGCUACGGAGUUCUUAACGAGGGGCACUAAUCUGUAUGAUGGGUUUCCCAAAGAUUGCUUCCCCUUCCUUGUGCUGAAGAUGUUGCUUCGGGGCACCGGUGCAAGCACCAUAGCCAUGAUGGGGGUGACCGUGACACCACAAUAGGCCCCUUGUG